UGUUUGUGUGUGCCUGUGCUCACUGGCAAAGGAGAGAAAAUGCAGCAGAAGGCAGCCAAGUAUCCAGACGUUAAAUUAACUCAUUAUUUUGCUUUCAAGAGCUCAUCCUUGCUGUUCCAAUCUACAUGGAUGCCUCUGAAAUCAGUGCAAAUUCUGCAUCUGAAGAACUGCUUUACUCAGGGUGUUCUGGCAGACGGCAGGGGCUGCUCCUCCUGCACUGACAGCCCGGCUCAUAUUCGGAGACCCUUAUCUCUUUUGCAUUCCCAGGUGGCCUCUGGAGAUCAAUUCACAAAACAAAGAUAGCAGCUGGGGGGAUGUUACAUUGUCACAAAGUCAAUAUUUUUGAAUCACUGAAUGAUUAAAUAAGCAUUGUUUCCUGCUUGUGCAUUAAGGUACAAUCAGAUGCCAGAUGAGAGAUAUGAAGCGUCUACAAAGUCUUGCACAAUCUACGGCUUGGUACCAGGAAGUACCUGUCGAUGAAAGAUAAGCAGCACACCAGGAUGCAAGUGUCAUUACUCUAGUAAUUGCCUAAAAUAAUUUUAUGCUCUUCUGAGGAAUCGAUGCACUUAUUCAUUCUUUGCUCAGUGUUUUAUCCAUGGGUGGAACUGAGCUCCCUCUCCAUUUCGUAUGUGCUCUCGUGCAGACUUGUAGGAGCUGCUGCUGGCACCAGACAUGAUCUUGUGUGUUACACUUGUUGCUGCCAGAGGGGGCCAGCAAGCAUAACACAGACCAUUUUUCACCCCUGAGGAGUCUAUGGAUGCACCGAUUUCUUCUCCGUGUGUUACACUAUGUCACAGCUAACAUUUGUGACCUUCUGCAGAAGGAGUUGUUAAUAACUGUAUCCAAGCAGACAGCAAUAUUUCCGUGUCAGCCUUUUCAGUUUUCUUCUUGCUGCAAAUAAGCACAAUCUCAGCAUCUCCCCAGAGGAUCUCACCACCAGCGGGUGUUCAAAAUAGCAAUUAGUCAGAAGGGAAAAAAAAAUAGGCCGGCAAUGUGUUUGUGUUUUUUUUGUUUGGUUUGUUUUUUGUGGGUUUUUCAUUUGUUUGUUUUGUGAAACAAUCAACAGUCUUUUACUGUUUUUUUUCCUAUUGUGUUUUGAGUAAAAGAUUGAACCUGCAAGUUUUUUCAACCCUAUGAACUAUAGAGCAAAGAAACAUGUUAUCAAAACAUUGCCAUAGCCAAAGCUGGCAUGGCAAUGCUGCACCCUGCUGCAGAUAUCUGCAGGCAUCUCGGUGAGGGGCAGCAGGAGGUGUCUCCCACGCUCACACCCCAGCCGUGAGGAGAAGGAAGGCAUUGAUUUUAAAAGAUGUUAAGUAAAAGGACUCUCGCAACCCAGCGGCAAUCGCCCAGGGAAGCGGUGUAAUUGCAGGCUGGGCCAGCCACAGCCACCAGUGUCACCUUGGAGACCAGCUGGUAAACUCCGGGCCUCCCAAAAAAGGCGGGGGCCAAGGCAGCCGGGUGUGUAAACAAGCAAAACGAGAUGGACAACGAAGUUCUGCAGCGAGCCUGCGGCCUGAACCUGUAAGAACCCGUGAGUGGGAAGGCAGGUGGGACACGGUGCCAUCCCAGCCCCCUGACACUUCUCAAGUCCCGGGUGGAAACCCUGGGUGCAGGAUAGCAUCACAGAUGCCAGGCACAGCAAGGCAUGAUCGAGAGAUGGCAAUCCAGGCCAAAAGAAAUCUGUCCAAAACCACCGACCCUGUGGAAAGACUUCGCCUGCAGUGUUUAGCAAGGGGAUCUGCAGGCAUCAAAGGACUUGGCAGAGUGUUUCGAAUUAUGGAUGAUGACAACAGCAGGACCCUGGAUUUCAAAGAGUUUGUGAAAGGAUUAAAUGAUUAUGCUGUGAUGAUAGACAAAGAAGAAGCACAAGAGAUUUUCCGGAUAUUUGAUAAAGAUGGCAGUGGAACAAUCGAUUUUGAUGAAUUUCUUGUUACACUGAGACCUCCCAUGUCAAAUGCAAGAAAAGAGAUCAUCAUGCAAGCGUUUAGGAAGUUAGAUAAGACUGGAGAUGGUGUCAUAACAAUAGAAGACUUACGGGGGGUGUAUAAUGCAAAGCAUCAUCCCAAAUACCAAAAUGGAGACUGGACAGAAGAUCAAGUUUUUAAGGCCUUUCUGGAUAAUUUUGAUUCACCCUAUGACAAAGAUGGGAAGGUCACAACAGAAGAAUUCAUGAACUACUAUGCAGGAGUCAGCGCUUCCAUAGACACAGAUGUCUAUUUUAUCGUCAUGAUGAAGAAUGCUUGGAAACUCUGAUCAUAUGAUUAAAGGAGCAAGACUUUGCUUCCACCUUUUAUCACAAAAGAUGAAUUUUUGAACUACUACUCUGGAGUUAGUGCUUCUGUGGACAGUGAUGCCUACUUCAUUUUAAUGAUGAAGAAAUCCUGGAAACUCUGACUUCUGCUUACAUUUGCCCGAACUUCUUUGGGAUCAGAGACUAUAAAGAAGUGAAACACUGUGUA
Columba livia (rock pigeon) is the source of this 2459-nucleotide messenger RNA. RefSeq names its product calcyphosine like (gene CAPSL). Bases 1627 to 2253 code for a protein of 208 amino acids. NCBI's taxonomy places the organism in Eukaryota, Metazoa, Chordata, Aves, Columbiformes, Columbidae. The transcript has 7 exons. Gene Ontology annotation, molecular function: calcium ion binding. The record is from RefSeq and is a predicted model, not a curated record.